AUGGAGAGAAUUGUUACUGGUGAUGAAACCUGGGUACAACACUAUGACCCAGAAACCAAAGAACAGAGUAAACAGUGGACUGGCUUAGCUUCACCCCGUCCAAAAAAGUUCAAGACUCAACCACCUGCUGGCAAAGUCAUGGCAACCAUCUUUUGGGAUACCAAAGGGGUCUUGCUCAUUGACUACUUGCCACGUGGCCAGACUGGAGAGUACUACUCCGAUGUCCUGGGCCGUUUGCGGACUGCUAUUCUUGCCAAACGUCGUGGAAAGAUCACAAAAGGUGUGCUGCUCCAACAUGAUAAUGCCAGAGUGCACACCUGUCGACUUGCGGUUGCCGCAGUGAAGCGGAACGGGUUCAAAGUAUUGCCUCAUCCACCUUACUCACCAGACCUGGCACCAAGCGACUACUUUCUCUUCCCAAACUUGAAGAAAGAACUGAGUGGACGUCAUUUCCGGUCCGAUGAUGAACUCACAACAGCAGUGGAGGGGUGUUUACACGAACUACCCCAUGGUUUCUAUCACAACGGGCUUUUAGCUCUUACACAUCGCUGGACAAAGUGCAUAGACCUCAAUGGUGAUUAUGUGGAAAAAGAAGUGAGGAGCAGUAGCAAAUAG
Messenger RNA from Haliotis rufescens (red abalone), 615 nucleotides. Its product is annotated as histone-lysine N-methyltransferase SETMAR-like. The record is from RefSeq and is a predicted model, not a curated record. NCBI's taxonomy places the organism in Eukaryota, Metazoa, Mollusca, Gastropoda, Lepetellida, Haliotidae. The transcript has a single exon. Gene Ontology annotation, molecular function: nucleic acid binding. Bases 1 to 615 code for a protein of 204 amino acids.